Messenger RNA from Sycon ciliatum, 3463 nucleotides. RefSeq names its product protein spinster homolog 1-like. The transcript is spliced from 11 exons. Gene Ontology annotation, cellular component: membrane. The record is from RefSeq and is a predicted model, not a curated record. NCBI's taxonomy places the organism in Eukaryota, Metazoa, Porifera, Calcarea, Leucosolenida, Sycettidae. Bases 221 to 1783 code for a protein of 520 amino acids. Gene Ontology annotation, molecular function: transmembrane transporter activity. Gene Ontology annotation, biological process: transmembrane transport.
AGAGUUUAUGAACUCUUGGUAAAAAGUACUCUUUGUCUUGCCAGAUAUGCGAUGGUCCUACCAUUCUCGCGUUCCCAUACUUUAUUGUCCCUGUGACACCGGUGUGCGUUGUUCAUUGGCGCUGUUCUGCCCAGCUACGCGAGCCUUGCUGAUGAGUUUGGCUUGUGUUGGAGAGUUCAUUCACUGCUUCUUGUAAACUGGUUUUGGCAAGCAUCUCAUCAUGGUAACCAAGGGUGUCAUAACAGUCUGCAUUUUGUGCGCUAUCAACCUGCUCAACUACAUGGAUCGCCUUACGAUCAGUGGAAUCCUACCGCUGCUGGAGAAUCCACCGGAUGAAAAACCAGAUCACAAUGUUACCUGCAAGACGUGUUCCGGCUUCGGCAUCACCGACUUCGAGGGCGGCCUGCUGCAGAGCGUCUUUAUCAUUGGUUACAUGGUGUUCUCGCCGAUAUUCGGCUACCUGGGUGACAGGUACAACCGACCGCGCAUCAUCACAGUCGGUAUAAUAGUAUGGUCUGGAGCGACGCUUGGUGGUAGCUUUGCUAACUCGUAUGUAGCCCUACUGCUACUACGUGCCCUGGUCGGUAUCGGUGAAGCUAGCUAUGCCACGAUUGCGCCGACCAUCAUUGCAGACUUGUUUGCCCAGGAGCGGCGAAUGCAAAUGCUGAUCAUUUUCUAUUUGGCUGUGCCAAUUGGAAGUGCACUAGGCUAUAUAGUCAGUGGUCAGGUGACCUCGUUGCUGUGCGACUGCUGGCGCUGGGCAUUCAGAAUAACGCCUGCCCUGGGUAUUCUGCUGGCCGUCGUCUGCUUCUUUCUGCUCAAAGACCCAGCACGUGGCGAGUCUGAGCAUGCUCUUGAGCACUCACAAUCGGCAUCUAGUGGCUGGAGAGCGUACCUUAAAGACAUCAAGUACUGCCUUAAAGUUAAAAGCUAUGUCUGGUCUACAAUGGCGUUUGCGACGACGACCUACACGAUCGGUGCCCUGGCACAGUGGGCACCUACGUAUGCACGCUGGGCUACUGCGUACGAGGACAAGAGUCAGGCGUACUCUGUGAAAUGGGCGGGUCUUGGUGUGGGUGGCAUCACGGUGGUCGCCGGACUUCUUGGCUCGUUCAUGGGCGGCGAGAUUGCGCGCCGGCUGGGGCGCAGAACGAAGCAAGCCAACGCGCUCGUGUGUGGCUUCUCCUCGCUGGUCGCGGGACCGCUGGUCUAUUUCGCUCUGACCUGGUUCCACAUCUACAAGCUCAUCUAUAUGACUUGGACAUUCAUGUUUCUUGGCAUGCUGAUGUUGCUGUUUGGCUGGGCACCUAUGUCCGCUAUGCUGCUCUCCAUCAUCAUACCGAGUCGCCGUGCCACUGCCUCCGCUCUCCAGCUCUUCAUCUCGCAUUUGCUGGGUGACGCACUCAGCCCCUUCCUCAUCGGAUGGAUAUCUGAUGCUAUUCGAGAGAGUAUCCUCUACCCAGACUCGGCCUUAAUACCCAAGCUGGAGUCUGCCACGCCAAAGCAGAUUGCUGCUGAAGAGCGUGCUCUGCGUUAUUCGCUCUACUCGUCCGCAAUUAUGUCCGUUAUCGGUGCACUGUUGUUUGUGAUCAGCUCGUGGUAUUUGCCGGAGGACAUGGACGCAGCGCAGCGGCAUGCUAGGCACCGUUCGGCCUCGGAUGACGACGAGAGCGAUGUGGAAGCCGAGCCCUUGACUUCGGCGCAGGCCACCGAUGGUAGAAAGGAUGCGAGCACGGAGUCCACUGAUGCGUUGAAUGUCACGCCUGAUCGCGUCGUGCUUUGAGCCGCUAUCAACCUGCUGCAGCGCCCCACUGUGGACACUGUUAGUCAUUGCAUUGCCGUGUGCUCUGUUAUUCAGUGUCCGCUUUCCGUGCGCCACACGGCGUCAGCAUCUCGAUGCUCGAUCGAGAGCACGGGGCGUGCUGCCUGCCACCUACAGCUUGUAUCUUGCCCGCGGAUGUUGGCCGUGUGUUGGCCUGUUUUGUUGUAGUUCGUCGGUCAACACGCCAUUGCGUAGAGAAACCGCUGUACUCCCAUCAUUGGCCAAACACCGCUGGGUCAGCAUUGGGUCACGUGCUGCGCAGUUAAGGCAAUGGCAGCCCUGCAGCCGUGUUCUCUGAAUCGCAGUGUUACCGCCGUCUGUCCCAGUGGGCACCACUCCAGCAUAUCGUAAGUGGCCUGCUCACCGUCAGUGCUCGUCGGUGUUGUCCGUGCAGCCCCAUCGAACACGUUACAUGUACAGUGCAGUGAUGUCAUAUACCAUCCUGUCACCAGGAGCCAUCUCUAUUCUUCGAAACCCCGGCCCCAUCUUCUUUUUUUCUUUUUUUUUUACCACAGAGUACUGUAAUUUCACAAAUUUUCGGUGUACUUUUAUUUUCGGUACUUUCGGUGCGUCUGUUUCAUACCUAAAAUUUCAAUACACCGAACAAACACUAAGACACAUAAUCCAAUAGGGAACUGCUUCUCUGUACCGAAAAUUUCUGUUCACCUAACCUGGCCUGUUGCCCUCAUACCGAAAAUAUUGAGCACCGAAAAUUUCUGAAAUUAGAGUAACCUAAAGCCGUCAUGCAGCGCACCCUCCGCAGGAUGCCUGCACACGGCGGUACGGCAAGUAGAAUUUACACCCGCUGUGUGCGGUGUGCCCGUUUCAUAUUAAGCCUGUGUGCGUGCGUGCGUGUGUAUGUGUGUCUGUGUGUGUAUGGCAUUUUUCCCUUCUUAUCACUCGCUGAGCAGACAUUUUUUGAUGCCGUGUACGCUCGUGUCUCGGUUGACACUUGCUGCAUUUGUACUUCUACUUAUGUCAAUCAUCGACCCCCCCCCCCCCCCCCCCCCGUUUGAAUCGGUCCAUCCGUUUACCACAUCCGCAAACGAACUUUUGUACGUUUUACCAGUUUUGUCAUCUUUCGUAUUCGCUUGAGUAUUCUCAUGAAAUCUUACACUGCUCAUCUCCCCAUGAUCUUCACCAGUACCAAUAUCCGUACCUUACUUAGCGCUGCUGCAGCCAGCUCUCCGCUAAUAUUGUAAUACGAGUGCUGCGUACGAAUCUCCUCGCGCAGGCAUCAUUUUUUUACCAUGGUGAUCUUUAGUCCCAGUAUGCAACGAGCAUGCCUUUAUCAAAUUAUCACUAUGCGACAUUUGACAUUGAUGGCUUCGCUUGUACUUGUAGAACCAAGUGCAAGUAUUUUACUAUCAUAAUACUGUUCCCUAUUUCCCAGUUCCUUUUUUCUGUUAUUUUUCUUUUGCGAGAAUAGAUUAUAUCAAGAGUACAUAACCCCGGGGUUAUGUACUCUUGAUUAUAUCCUGCUUGAGGGACAAUGGUCACUCGAAUUUUUCUCUAAUCCUUAAUUUACCCACAGUGCUGGAAAGUGCUACAAUGUAUGUCACAAUCAACCCGGAGUCAGGGCAAGGCUGACUUUGGGAUCCACUUGGAUCCUAUCAUAUGCUAUUAUUGUAUUGAUCCAUA